This is a messenger RNA of Fusarium keratoplasticum, 993 nucleotides long. RefSeq lists its product as uncharacterized. The coding region runs from base 130 to 993 and encodes 287 amino acids. The record is from RefSeq and is a predicted model, not a curated record. NCBI's taxonomy places the organism in Eukaryota, Fungi, Ascomycota, Sordariomycetes, Hypocreales, Nectriaceae. The transcript has a single exon.
UUCAUCAGACGCUUCCCAAGAAAUGUCCAACUCAAGCGUCGCACCUUGCCAUCACAGCGCUGUCGAGUCUCACGGCCCUUCUCUACGCAAACACUACUGCAUCACCGGCCGCAUCUACAAUCAUCAAGGAUGAGCUGGAUGGACAGCUGGAGCCGGCCCUCCAAGUCCCAAGCGACGCCUGCACCCUACUACUUACUUCCCGGCGGCGACGCGACGCCAUACUGCCACUCAUGUGGGAGGGUGAUUAGCAACCGACGGACAACGGCAAAGGCCAAGGCCAACGACACACCCGUCAAGUACUGUUCGAGUCGGUGCAGGACGAACAAGCCAGGGAAACUAGAUCGUGAACUCGAGACGACGUUUGUGCAGUUUCUAUCCGCGGAGGACUGUGACCAAGCGGAAGUGAGAGGAAAGAUCAAAGGGCAGGGAGGAAUUCGAUCGAAGAGGAAGGACAAACAGAGCAAAGGCGAUGAUCGAAUCUUGGUCCCUUGCAGCGCCGUCGAGGACCAUGUCUUCGGGCCUCAUCGAUCGUCGAUGGAAGAGUCUGAGCCCGAGAGCGAAGUCGUGACGGUAGAUACACCAGCGCCUCGACUACCGAGACCUUGUGAGGCGGAAUCUUCUGGAGAAGACAUGGGACUUUUGGGAAAUCUCGAGGGCGACAAGAGUAUCGACGGCCACACAUUGGCACGUCUGGCAGUCCGUAGCGGAACACGUAUUCGACCACCACAGUCAGUGUCCGAGGUAAACGGGAGCGUUGGUGGCGAAAAAGGGCGCGCAGAGAGGAUUCAAGAGACAGAGGCCAUGGCCGAGAAACGAAAAGAAGGCCAGAAAAGGGCAAAGGAGAGGGAAAUGACAAAGUGCGCGGCUCGAAGAGGCGUCAUCUUUGGGUUCCUCGUCGGUGAAGAGAGACGACUCUGUGAGGCUGUUAUGGCGGGAAAGGUCGUGGAGCCGAGCUUUGCCAAGGGAGAUUGGAGCAUCAGAUGGAGAGAAUGA